CAGAGAGCGAGUGAAUUUACAUUGCGCGUAAUUUUUAAUAACUUCUUUGAGAGUCACUCUGGUCUUUUGUAUUAUUAUCAUUAUUGUUGUGGGAUUGAAACUAUGAGCCAGCGGCAAGUUUUACAGGUUUUUGAGCAGUACCAGAAAGAAAGGAUGAAGUUUGUGCAAACAGUUGCAGAGCUUGCAACAAGACCUCAAAAUAUUGAAACACUUCAAAAUGCAGGUGUGUUGUCGCUCCUGAGGCCUCUCCUUCUGGAUGCCGUCCCGAGUAUCCAGCAGACGGCUGCUCUGGCUCUCGGAAGACUCGCCAGCUAUAACAAUGACCUGGCUGAAGCAGUGGUGAGGGGAGAAAUCCUGCCUCAGCUCGUCUACUCGCUGGCCGAAAAUAACCGCUUCUAUAAGAAGGCGGCGGCGUUUGUUCUCCGUGCCGUGGCGAAGCACUCACCUGAGCUCGCACAAGCUGUGGUAGACUGCGGUGGUGUCGAAGCUCUUGUCAUCUCCCUGGAGGAGUUUGAUCCUGGAGUAAAAGAAGCUGCUGCAUGGGCGCUGGGCUACAUCGCUCGCCACAACGGCUCCUUGGCUCAGGCGGUGGUGGACGCAGGCGCGGUUCCUCUGCUUGUUCUCUGCAUGCAGGAGCCUGAGAUUGCCCUGAAGAGGAUCUCCGCUUCAACGCUGAGCGACAUCUCCAGACACUCACCAGAGCUUGCGCAAACUGUCGUGGACACUGGAGCCAUUGCUCACCUGGCACAGAUGAGCCUGCACCCAGACACCAAACUGAAGAGGCAAGUGUUCUCAGCUUUAGGCCAGAUCUCCAAGCACUCUGUGGACCUGGCAGAGAUGGUGGUUGAGGCAGAGAUCUUCCCUACUGUAUUGGCCUGCCUUAAGGACCCAGAUGAGUGUGUGAGGAAGAACAUCAGCACACUGAUACGAGAGAUCACAAAACACACCCCUGAGUUAUCCCAGAUGAUCGUGAACGCUGGAGGUGUAGCAGCUGUCAUUGAUUUUCUAGGGGACUCUAGAGGGAACGUGCGAUUGCCCGGCAUCAUGAUGCUCGGCUACGUGGCUGCACACUCGGAAAACCUCGCCAUGGCUGUUAUUGUAUCUAAGGGCGUACCUCAGCUGGCUAUCUGUCUGUCAGAGGAGACGGAGGAUCACAUAAAGGCUGCAACAGCCUGGGCACUGGGACAGAUCGGCCGUCACACACCAGAGCAUGCAAGAGCUGUAGCCAUGUCUAACGUGCUCCCCAAACUGCUAAGUCUCUACCUGGGCACCCAGAGCUCAGAGGACCUGCAAGUCAAGGCGAAGAAGGCUUUAAAGAGCGUUCUUCAGAAGUGCACUUACCUUCCGGCACUGGAGCCACUGCUCUACGAAGCUCCCAGCAAUGUUCUCAAACACAUCAUCUGCCAGUUCAGCAAGGUUCUUCCACAUGACAGUAAAGCUCGGAGGUUGUUUGUAACUAGCGGAGGACUGAAGAAGGUGCAGGAAAUUAAAGCUGAGCCCGGCUCCGCUCUGCUGGAGUACAUAAACGCCAUUAACGCCUGCUACCCUGAGGAGAUAGUCAGGUAUUACUCACCUGGAUAUUCAGAAGCACUACUGGAAAGGAUCGAGAACUAUCAGCCUGCUUAGGACAGGAAGCUCAUGUCCAUGAUUAGCACUCUUUACUGCUUUAUUAAAUAAUCUUAUUAAAUCCAGGGCACUCUGACAUGUAGCAUCUGCAUCUGAUGAGUGCCCAUGUGUGUAGUAUAGUGUCACGUGUGAUUCAAAGUACUUUUUUGUUAAAAGUCGCAAUGUUUAACGCUUUAAUUCCAGCAUUAUGCUUUUA
Tachysurus vachellii is the source of this 1822-nucleotide messenger RNA. RefSeq names its product sperm-associated antigen 6. The record is from RefSeq and is a predicted model, not a curated record. Gene Ontology annotation, cellular component: axoneme; sperm principal piece; acrosomal vesicle. Gene Ontology annotation, molecular function: microtubule binding. Bases 103 to 1626 code for a protein of 507 amino acids. Gene Ontology annotation, biological process: filopodium assembly; sperm axoneme assembly; neuron projection extension. Lineage: Eukaryota; Metazoa; Chordata; Actinopteri; Siluriformes; Bagridae. The transcript has 11 exons.